AUGGCGGAGAGGGAGAAAGACGCGUCGACGAGUCCUCCCUCUGCCGUGCAGCCAGCACCAGACGUCGCGAAUUCCCCGCCGUCAGCCUCCGAGUCUCCCGAGGCGGCCGGCUCGGGAUGGGUGCGGUUAGUGCACGUGGAGAUCGCAGGCGCGCGGAAGCUUCUGCCAAAGGACGGCGCCUCCUCCAGUCCCUUCUGCGUCGUGGAGUUCAACGGUCACACGAAGCGCACGCACACAGUGGAGAGGGACCUCAACCCCGUGUGGGAUGAAAAGUUCGUGUUUGCAGUCCCCCUGCCGUCACCCCUCAACCCCUCACUGGCCGACCACCAAGAGCCGGUCCACGUCACCAUCUACACCCUCUCCUCCGCCUCCGCCCCUCUCGUUGCAGCCGGCAGUAUCUCGGCCAGCUUUCGCCGCCCGGUGCUGGGCUCCGCCCCUAGUGGCGGGCUGGCAGGCGAUCCGGAGAGAAGCGUGUUCCUGGGGAAGGUGCAGGGAGGGGCGAGAGGAGAGCGGGCAGGUGAGGAGGGGGGUGUGGAGGCAGGGUGUGCAGCGUGGAGCACCUGUGCCCGGUCCGCAUACAUGCCCCCACGCCAGGGCAUCCCUCUCCACCCUCUGCACCCCUCGCCUGGCUGCCUCUUGAGCGCCGCUCCCUUGUCAACCGCUAGUGCGUGGGCGACGUGGGGUGAGAUGGGGGAGGGUGGAGGGGAGGGAGGGGGGGGUGGGGGAUGGAGGGGAGGGGGUUGA
Molecule: messenger RNA, 744 nt
Organism: Closterium sp. Naga37s-1
Lineage: Eukaryota; Viridiplantae; Streptophyta; Zygnematophyceae; Desmidiales; Closteriaceae
Source: the annotation of a GenBank genome assembly